This is a messenger RNA of Owenia fusiformis, 3126 nucleotides long. NCBI's taxonomy places the organism in Eukaryota, Metazoa, Annelida, Polychaeta, Sabellida, Oweniidae. The record is from the annotation of a GenBank genome assembly.
AUGUGACUGUCGUUUCACAUGACCUACAAAAAAUUGUCAAUAUUUUGUUCCAGGAAUAUUUCAGCAAGUUUACAAAGGCAGUUGAGCCGUUUCCAACGUCAACGUUAAGAUUCUGUACUUGUGUUUUGUGGCAGGGAGUAUACUAUCAUUAUAUAUGGAUGCUGUUCUGAAUGGUCAUAAAAGUAAUCAAGAAAGCAGAAAUGUCCAGUAAGGAUAUACAUUGGUUUCUUUGAUAGAGAUCUACAUUGUACUAAGAGAAGUAACAAGCACACAAGAUGAGUAAGUCCAAGCUGCGGCAAAAUGAGGCUCUUCCAAACCCAGCCUCACAUGAAGACAUCCUCUCGGCUAUUGAUAGCUUUGAACCUUCACCUGUCCAAGAGCGCAAUGUUAUGAUAACCAGUCAAACUGAAAAUGGAAUGGUAUUGGUUGAGGAUGCAACAGUUGCCAUAGAAACAGGGAAGAAAACAGAUAUGUUGAAUUCUCAAAACUCGUCAAGAAGAUCUAGUCAUUCUAACAGCUAUAGUGCUGAGUGGGAUAGGAUGUUCCAUUGUCCCAACUACUUGAAAGAUCUGAAGCUACAAGGUCUGGAGGGCAACUUACGUAGCAGUAGAUUCAGAAGUGUCUGUUGGAAGUUAUACUUGGAGACUCUACCAGAGAACAUCGAUGAUUGGAUCUCUGAGACACGCCAAAGAAGGGCUGACUAUGACCAUAUGAGGAGAAAGUACAUAAUUAAUCCAAGGUCAGAUAGCGUUGAGGAGAAUCUAGUGGUGAACAACCCUCUCUCUCAAAUUGAUGAGAGUCCUUGGAAUCGUUUCUUCCUUGACAAUGAAUUGAGACUCACAAUAAAACAGGAUGUUGUUCGAACUUUUCCUGAGAUAGAAUUCUUUAAGGAGGAAAAGAUUGAAGAGAUGAUGGUUAACAUUCUAUUCUGUCAUUGUCGUAAACAUCACAAGCUUUCUUAUAAACAGGGAAUGCAUGAGUUAUUGGCCCCAUUCAUAUUUGUACUACAUUGUGAUCACCAAGCAUUUGAACAUGCCACAGAGCUGGAGCAAGUCUCUGGAUUAAGUGAACAUCAAAGGGAACUAGUUAAAGAAGUACUCAACCCACAAUAUUUGGAACAUGAUGCAUAUGCCUUGUUCUGUAAGGUGAUGGAUACAGUGGAACCAUGGUAUGUCUCUAGAGACAUCUAUCCUGCCAAGCCCAGCAAAACAGAGAAGUUUACUAAGACUCCAUUCACCCAACCAUCAUGUGACUACCCUACCAAUGUCAUUGUAACCAAACUUAAUAUCAUACAAAGUGAGAUACUCAGUGAACAUGACAUGGAGUUGUACAAUCACUUAGAGAAAUAUGAGAUUGCUCCACAGGUCUAUGGCAUACGCUGGAUCAGGCUGUUGUUUGGACGUGAGUUUCCGAUGCAGGAUCUUCUAGUCAUGUGGGAUGCCUUGUUUGCAGAGAGUACAACCUUUGACCUUGUGGACUAUGUGUUUGUUGCUAUGCUGCUUUAUAUUAGAGAUAUCUUGCUAGAGAGUGACUACCCUACAUGUAUGACCACCUUGAUGCGAUACCCCCCAGUAGGAGAUGUACAUUUCUUUGUAGAGAAAGCUCUUCACCUUCAAAACCCCCAGCAAUAUCCCAAACCUCAUAAUUACACAUACCAGAAGCUGCAGCAUGUUAGGCAACAGAGUAAACAAAAAGAUGCAUCUGCAGGUAGUUGGGCUAACAUGUUAAAUCCUGCUGCUAACAUGAUGAAAUCUGGCUUAACUUCUCUAACUAAGAACAUUGAAAAGAUGAACACUGGUAUUAGUGCAGUCGGCACUCGUCCUGCUAACCUAACAUACAAACAAAAUGCCUCUGAACCAGCAGUGUCACCUAUUGGCAAAUCUUCUAGUGCCCCUUAUUUAGAAUCUGAGUCAGGAGACACUGUAGUAAAUGGUGUUCAAAGAAAAUCUUCCAUGAAUGAACAUGCGAGACCUUCAGCAUCAAGUAUGGCACGUUUGGAAUCCAAGACACCAGCCCUUAGUGGUAGUCUUCAAAACCUGGAUCAGAUGACUCCAGAGGACCCACCACCCAGUGGCUCCCCCUUUAAAUAUGCAACAUUACCCUCUAGGGCAAAAAUAAAUAAAAAGAAAUCAUCCAAAGAGGAGGUUGAACUUCAGCAGAACCUUGCCUUAGUCCAGGGACAGCUGAAUGAGUCCCAGGCCAUGUGUACAUACUGCGCAGGAAAGAUGGAUGAACAGAUAGGGAAAAUUCAGACAACAUUGUUGAGUCAGAAGUUGAAGAAUGAGGAUGAGUUACUGCUUGCUUUAGCUGGUCUUAAGCAGGUUAGAGAUAUCCUGAAAGGAACAUUAAAAUUUUCCCAGAAUUUACUACAUCUGGAUGAGCUAGAAAUAAGUGAUAACCAUUACAAACAAGAACCAAGACUAACAACAGAAUCAAGCAAACUGAAAUCACAGAUGUUUUACAUGAGUAGUGGCAAUAACACCCCUAGUAUAAGCUCCCCAGAGGAAGCCCUAGAGCUACCACUUAAGAGGCCCCCUAAACCUGUUAAGGAUCCAGUGCCAUCUAUUCCCACCCCAACUGAACUAAAAGACUUUAAAGACCUCCAUACUGAUACUGAAGCCCUCAAGUUUGGGGAUGUCAACAAAAAUGUGGUGAAUCACUCAGAAAUGAAUCCAUUCCACGAUGAUUCAGGAGAAUACGACGCUAGUUUAAAUCCAUUCGCAAAAAACUCAGAUGAACAUAAUCCAUUCCAUGAAGAUGAACCUAGAGAUGACUUCUCCAUGUUGUUGGAUGCUCCUAGUAUGUUACAGUCCUAGUAUUCCAUAUGCAUGCUCUCCUUGUGAUUUUACCAGUAUUGACAAAUACAUGUAUGUAUUAUUUAAAACGUGAAUGUAUCAUAUGGGGGAAGCCUCCUUGAGAGAUUAUGGCAACCUACCUGAAACUUAAGCAAGUGAUGCCUGGAUCAAAUUUACUCCAAUUCAUUGGCUGGCGCCCAGCCAAUUAAGUAUUUUAUUCGAAACUGAAUACAAUUUCAAACAGAAUACUCACUCGGCUGGGCACUGGCUGAUGAAUUGGAGCAAAUGUGACCCAGGCAUGACAUGCAUAAUAUCCUGCCCAUUUCUUGGC